Molecule: messenger RNA, 1660 nt
Organism: Centropristis striata (black sea bass)
Lineage: Eukaryota; Metazoa; Chordata; Actinopteri; Perciformes; Serranidae
Product: CD209 antigen-like protein C
Exons: 6
Coding region: 1-615 (204 amino acids)
Source: RefSeq, a predicted model, not a curated record
AUGACUUGGGAUGAAGAAAACCUGUGUGAUGUUUCAUCCAGAAAGAAAAAGCUUUACAGACUGGUUGCUGUGAGCGUCGGACUCCUGUGUAUGCUACAAGCUACUGUCAACAUUUCCCUGCGACUUGCUCUCCACAGUUCUGGUUCGAGGACACCAGAUUUUGAGGCCAUUAUCAAAAAUCUGACUGCAGAGGGAGAACAACUAAAGAUGAAGCUGAGUACCUUUUAUAAUUACUCCAAGGAAGGAUGGAUGUAUUUCAACCACAGUUUCUACUACAUAUCUUCCAUCAACAAGCCCUGGCAGGACAGUAGAAACGACUGCCUGCAGCGUGGUGCAGACCUGCUGAUCAUCAACAGCAAAGAGGAGCAGGAAUUUGCAAGACAGUUCAAACGGCUGACAUGGCUCGGUCUGACCGACAGGGAGACAGAGGGGACGUGGAAAUGGGUGGAUGGGACUGCACUGAACCAAAGCUACUGGAGACGUGGGGAGCCGAACAGCUUUCAGGGCAAAGAUGAAGACUGUGGAGAAUUAAGGUUCCCUGACGAGGAAAACGGCUGGAAUGAUAUAUCGUGUACAUCGCAAAACUACUGGAUCUGUGAAAAGAUGCAGGCUUAAACUAUCUGAUAAAUAAUAAGAUGCAGGGUAAUUGUUAUGGGUCAUACAUUGCUUCAUAUAAAGUUAAGACUUUUGAAUUUACUUUUUGACUUUUGAAAGUAUCUGUCAUGUUCAUCCCCCUUGCUGCAUCAGGCCUCAUUAUCUCUGCACUGACAUUCUCUACUGUAUCUCCUCUAAAAACCUCAGAUGCUGCACUGUUUGUUGCUGUGUCGCCAUGAGGAAACUGCGAGCACACAGAUGUUUAUCUUACAGUUGUGCAAGUUCUGAUAACUUCAGUCUUUAAUUAGAUAUCCUGCAUGUAGCAGUCAUGGCCUUUAAAUCUUGACUUCUGCUUUUGGGUAAUAGAUGUUAUCUUUCUGAGCAACAGUAUAUUUCUAAAGGUGGAUUUUGUUUUUUUGUUUCUUGAAUCAAACAAAUGUGUUUCUUGUUGAGUUUGGGAGACAGAAGGAGUUAGAAAUGAGCAGUUCAGCUCAUCAAAACUCAAUGUGUUUUCUCCAACACACACAAACAAAUCAGGCACGCACCUCAUGUUGUUACUAUUUUGAUUUAAAUUACCGGUAUAUCAGAAACCUAUUAACCUGAUAUCAGAUAAAAUAGACAGCUUUCUCUGUAGUCAAAUAAAUAUAAAAGAAAUAAAAUGUGAUAAUAAAGUAUAACAACAGUGUGGUAAUAAACAAAACACAAUCACAAAUGGUGAGAUGCUUUAUCAUACGAUGCACGUGUCAUAGACACAUGCAGUGGUGGUUCUAGGGGCCUCCAGGGGCCAAUGCCCCUGUAAAGAAGCACUGGGCCCCUGCUGUGGCCCCUGUGUCAAAUUAAUAAUAAAAUGAUCAAUUCAUAAUGAUGAACGACGGAACAAUUCUCACCUAUUUUUUGUUCAAACAAUAUCUCAUUGUACACAAAAGGAAACAAAAAUGUCACAUUGUAUAAUAGUUUAAUUGUGCAAUAAAAGCUUGUGUAUAUUAAAAAAAGAUCACUCUCACUGUGCUGCACUUUCAAAAUAAAAAAGUAAUUGUGCACAAAAAUGAGAAAUGUCAUUGUUGUA